Sporothrix brasiliensis 5110 is the source of this 3858-nucleotide messenger RNA. RefSeq lists its product as uncharacterized. Gene Ontology annotation, molecular function: monooxygenase activity; peroxidase activity; oxidoreductase activity, acting on paired donors, with incorporation or reduction of molecular oxygen. The transcript has a single exon. NCBI's taxonomy places the organism in Eukaryota, Fungi, Ascomycota, Sordariomycetes, Ophiostomatales, Ophiostomataceae. The record is from RefSeq and is a predicted model, not a curated record. Gene Ontology annotation, biological process: response to oxidative stress. The coding region runs from base 1 to 3858 and encodes 1285 amino acids.
AUGCAUGCCACUUUGGCAUUGCUGGCAUUGACAUUGUCGUCGUCGACUGUGACGGCACUCGACACGCGCUACCAUGCCACACAGAACAAAUACGGCGACUUUGUUGCCGACCGCCGCAGGCCAGCGCACCGUGAUGAAAAGGCCGGCAACCACUUUUCGAACUGGUUUCACGAUAUUGUCAAGCACGGCCGCGCCGGCGAUGGGCUCAAAGACUACUUCCUCGGCGGUCAGGUGCCCAGGAAUGCCUCUUUCCAGACGAUCCAGGACAGUCUGAACCUGACCGAUCGGCAGUCGGCCGGGACCCAAGAUCGCGUCCAUGCACCGUCCAAACCACACACCGGCCGUGGCGCACCGCACCACUGGGAUGCUCUGGAGGCCACGCAGCUCUUCAAGCACCUCGGCUUCGAGCUCGACGAGACGUGCAUCACCGACAAGGCCAACUGGUGGUACCGCACCUACGACGGCUCGUGCAACUGGCUCAAGGCCGGCGAAGCGGGCCAGGGCCGCUACGGCCAGGCCAAGUCGCGCGACUUUGACCAGCACUACUACGCCGACGGCAUCGCGGCGCCCCGCGAGGGCCCCAACGCCCGCGCCGUCAGCAAUGCCUUCUUCCGGCGCAACUCCACAAUCUACUACGAGCACACGCCGCUCCUGCUGGGUCUUAUCGAGUUUAUCAUUCACGACGUGACCUGGUCCCAGGACUCGUCCACCGAGUUUGUCGACGUCGCGAUGCCGCCCGACGAGACCGAGUUUGCGCCGAACACGACGCUGCGCGUCUGGCGUGCCGCCGCCGCGCCCGGCACGGGCACCUCGCCGCAAAACCCGCGCGAGAACAUGAACCACGCGACGACGUGGAUCGACGUCUCCUCAUUGUACGGCAGCACGCGUUCCGUGGGCGAGGCGCUGCGCACCAAGCAGGGCGGCCGUCUCAAGACGCAGGAAGUCCUUGGCGGCACCACAUGGAAGGCCCCUGAGAGCAAGAAGACGUCCUACCUGCCGUUCGACACCAUCGGCGUGCCCGUGCGGAGCCCCCCGGGUAUGGAUCCGGCCUCGCUCUUUGCCGGCGGUGACCCACGCACCAACGAGGACUGGGUGAUGCUGGCCGUGCACAGCCUGCUCCUGCGCGAGCACAACCGGCUGGCCGGCAUCCUGGCGGACAAGCGGCCGGACAUGGACGACGAGCAGUUGUACCAGACGACGCGCCUGCUCAUGUCGGCCAAGUUCCAGCUCAUUGGCAACUCGUACCAGAUGGCGUACUUUGAAAAGGACAUGCCGUGGCCGCAGGACGACGGUUUCCCCCUCUUCCGGGAGAUCCAUGGCGAAGACUGGCUGCAGAUGAACCCCGCCAACACGUACCCCUGGCCGCUGGCCAUGAAGGCCGGACGCCCCACCGUUGUGAGUGCGGAGAUGGCUGUCGUGUACCGCUUCCACGAGUUUAUUAUCAACGAGUUCCCCAUUGUCGAUGCCGGCGGCACCACGCUGCACAACCAGAGCCUGUUCGACACGGGCUUCGACGCAAAGGGCUUCAUUGGUGCCGGUCUCGAGAACAUUCUGCGCGGCGUGGUCUCGACGACCAUUCCCAACUUCAAGAGCGGCGUCGACGAGUCGUUCCGGUCCGCCGGCAAGUACCGCGGCAGCCCCUUUGACAUUGUGACGUGGUCCAUUGUGCACGAGCGGGAGCAGGGCCUGCCCACGUUCAACAACUACUUCCGCGCGUACAACGCCCAGAAGCCGGACGUCCCUGUGCCCAUCCGGGAGCGCUUCGAGGACUUUACCACCAACCCGGAGCAUCUGGCCGCCCUCAAGACGCUGUACACGUCGCCCGACGAGGUCGAUCUCGUCGUCGGCUGCCAGCUCGACGAGACCAUGUUCCCGGCCACGUCCGUGCCCAAGUCGUCGCUGAUUGUCAGCCUCUUCAACUUGAUCAGCAUGGGCAACGCCGACCGCUUUUCCGUGGGCUAUGCCGCUAUGCGCUGCUGGCUCGUCGACAAGCCGUGGGACUGCCACCCCAGCAAUGCGCUCGAAGACCUGCUCUGGAAACCCGUCGCCAAGGAAGGCUUCCCCAACUUCCGCUUCUAUGACGACUUUUGGAUGGAGGAGCUCGACUUCCAGGCUCAUGGGCAGAAUUUGCUGUGGCGCAUCGUCACGGAGAACACCGACAUCAAGUGCCUGCAACAGCACCCGCUCUUCCCGGCCGACCCCAAGACGAACCCGGUCUUGUGCGUCCAGCCGCCGACCAAGGUCAACUUGGCCGUGAUUGCGUCCACGGCGACCGAGGUGACGCUGUCUCUCGUCAAAGCGCACUACGUUUCGAUUCUUGCUACGGUCCUGGCCGUUGCUGCCUCCGUUUACCUGAUCCGGUACGCCACAGACCGCGAGGACGGUUUCCCGCGGGUUCUCUAUGGCUGGCCGAUCCUAGGCGAAGGCUAUGCCUUUCAAAAAGACGCCAAGGCUGUGCUUCUCAAAGGCCUCCAGAAACUGGGCAGCCGUGCCGGCCCGUCCAACGCCUUCGGCAUGCACCUCGGCCCGCAGACGCAUUAUCUUCUGUCACAGCCGGCGGACUUGCAAAUGAUGCUCGACGACAACCCGUACGGCGUGCACUUCAACCUUGACAAGUUCUUUGCCGGCCUCGGCGCACCCAUCUUCUUGGGGAAAGACGUCUUCUCCAUCAACCUGCACGCCACCCUCAUCCGCACGCACCUGGGCAACCCGGACACCGUCCGCCAGUUCGGUCCCACCAUCGCAGCCGCUGCCGAGCGCUACCUGCGGGACAACCAGCUGGCACCGAGCGAUGGUCGCCCUGUCGUGCACCAGACGCUGAGCAGCUGGAUGGACCGUUUCAGCACGAGUGUCAGCGCGCGCUGCAUGCUUGGCGCCGACGCCGACCAGCACCCCGAGCUCAUUGACCUGUUUCUCAAGUUCAAUACCACCGUCGACACUGUCAUGCAGCUGUCGAGUGUGCUCCCUUCGUUCCUCAGCUUCAUCCCGCAGAUCCAGAUCAACCGCAGCUACAAGGAGUUUAGCAAGAUCUUCUUGCCCAUCAUCCAACGCCGCCGUGCCGACCCGGCCUCCAGCCAGGACGGCAACGGCCAAGGCGGCCUGCUCGACUUUAUGCCGUUUAUUUUGGAAGCCGUCGACGACGACCAUUUGGCGUCCAACCUGGUGGCCAUUUCCGUCUGGAUCGGCCUGCGCAACCUGCAGGUCAGCGUGACGUCGACGCUGCUGGACCUGAUCAACGAACCGGGCCUGGCGGACCAGGUGGCGGCGUCGUUGAAGGAUGCCCCCCUCGAGACCCUCGACACGUUCUCGUUUGCCGCCCAGGCCGCCAACGGUAAGGCCAAUGGCAAGACCAACGGCUCGGCCAGUGCUGCCCCUGGAGGUGGCACGUCCGGUACGCCUUGGGCCCUCCUCCGCAGCGCUGUUCUCGAGUCCAUCCGACUGUGCGGCACCAUCACGGGCCCCGCUCGCAUCAUUGCCGCCACCAAGCCCCUGCCGCUGCGCUCGGAUCCGUCCGUCCGUCUCCCGCCCGGCAAGGUCGCCACGCUCUCCACCUGGUACACCCACCGCCAGACGGCCAGCUUUGGCCCCGAUGCCGCCCAGUACCGCGCCGACCGCUUUGUCGACAGCAGCCCGGCCAUUGGCAGUGUCCGCAACAUCUCGUUUGGUCUGCAAGGACCGCGCAUCUGCCCGGGGCAGUGGUACGUCCAAGAGGCCAUUUGCAUCAUGGUGCAGCAACUGCUGGCUGGGUACACGUUUACCCCGUCGGUGACGCGGGCCGGCGAUGCCGACAAAUACAUUUACCACGCGGGCGUGGUGACACGGAAGGAGGUGCCAGUGACGGUGACCAGGAAGGCGUAG